Molecule: messenger RNA, 3279 nt
Organism: Gekko japonicus
Lineage: Eukaryota; Metazoa; Chordata; Lepidosauria; Squamata; Gekkonidae
Gene: FAM114A2
Product: family with sequence similarity 114 member A2
Exons: 14
Coding region: 92-1591 (499 amino acids)
Source: RefSeq, a predicted model, not a curated record
GGCUUGCGCGUGCGCGUGAGACGUGGCCGAGGCUGUCAUUGGCGAGAAAGAGGGCCUGGCUGGAGCUUGCCUCGCCGCAUUGGCUACAACCAUGUCCCAGAAGGAUAACAAGUCCUUGGAGGAGGAUACAUGUGCACUUGAUGAAAAUGAUCAGAAGGCAGAGGAUACUGGACCCACUGAGACUGAUGAUGUGGAAGCAGAACCAGCAGCUAUGACACGGAAAAGACCCGAAUCCAAAACAUCUGAGCCUUCUGCUAUGCAAGAGGCAUUAGACCAGAAAGUUCAGGAGUCUAGUUCUAUCAAGCAAUCACAAACAGGAUGGGGAUACUGGGGGAACUGGGGAAAGAAUUUACUGUCAACUGCUUCUGCUACAGUGGCUACAGUAGGUCAUGGAAUCUCAAAUGUCAUUGAAAAAGCAGAGACAUCCCUUGGGAUCCCCAGCCCUAGUGAAUUGUCUUCUGAGGCCAAAAAUGUUACAGAAGAAUGCCAGAAUUCUGCAAUAGCCAGUGACUGCAAAGGAGACCCAGAAAAUCCUUCACCAUCCAUUACUGGUGCUUUUGGGAUGUUUUCCACCAUCUCUACCGCCGUUCAGAACACAGGAAAGACCGUUAUUAGUGGGAGUCUGGAUGCAUUAGAGUUCAUUGGUAAGAAGACUAUGGAUGUGAUAGCUGAAGGCGACCCUGGAUUUAAGAAGACAAAAGGUCUGAUGAACAGGAAUUCCACACUUUCUCAGAUCUUGAGAGAGGCAAAGGAGAAAGAAGAACAGAGGACAGCUACUGAGGUUUCCAUGGCUACAGAGACGAAAGCCCAUUAUGGUCUACUCUUUGAUGAGUUUCAGGGUCUUGCUCAUUUGGAAGCCUUGGAGAUGCUUUCCAGAGAGAGUGAAUUAAAGGUGAAGUCUGUUAUUGGCACACUCUCUGGAGCAGAGUUAGAUGCAUUAAAGGCAGAGUUGGAACAGCUCAAAGAAGCGUUUUCAUUAGCUGAAUUUUGUGAUGAUGAAGAGGAUGAAAAGGAAGAAGGUGAGGACUUCACACGGGAGAUAAAGGGUCUUUUUUCACAACUCCGUGUCUCAACCAAGCCAGACAAACUGACCCAAGCAAGGAGCUCUGCUUGUGAAUUAGCCCACAGCCUCAGCAUGCAAACUGCAAAAGAAGAGAGACCAAAGGAAGUAGACCAGCAGGUGGGCUUCGGGGAUGCUGAGCAAGAGGAGAAAAAAUCAGUAGAGGACAUUCAUGCAUCUGCUAUCAGAAGUCUGGCUGAAUUGACAGCCUACUCCAUUGAAGUAUUCCAUAAAACUGCCGCAUUAGUUCUGCACGGCCAGGAACAGGAAGUGUUAGCCACAGACCGAGCCAAAGCUCUCUCACAAAUGACCAUUGUGCUGUGUAAAGAACUCUCAUUUCUGUCUAAAGGCUUUGCUACAUGCUUAACAGCUGCAGGGGUGGAAGAGAAGGGAGAUGUCCUUAACCCUUUAAUCACCGGGGUGUUUUUAGAGGCUUCCAACAGUGCUUCGUAUAUCCAAGAUGCCUUCCAGCUGCUCUUGCCAGUUCUGCAGCUCUCUCACAUCCAAGCCCAGGCAGAAUUAACACAGUAAUAACCUGAAUCAGACACUACUUGAGCAGACUCCCACUGUACCUGCACGAUUCAGCAACGGGAUAGGCGUGUGCAAUAAAAGACAAAAGUUUUUGUGUCUGGUACUUCACCAGCCAGUGAUAAUGUGCUGCGUGGCCCUGAUUGGGGAAUGUAAGUUAAUGAGGAAGUAUGAGCAAAGUUCAAAGAGUGGGUGGCUUUUGUCGGUGUUCUGUGUAUCCAUUAUUCCAUUUCUGGUUUUCUGUACUUUAGUGACAAAGUAAAAUGUUAACCUCUUGAUAAUGAGAUUUCUAAAUCUAGAGAAAGACAGAGUGGUAUAACUGUAUGGAUGAAACAUGACCCUAGGAGAACUCUUGGAGCAAAAUAUCAAGUUUUUACAUAUACAUUUGGAGCAGAUUCCUGAAGUUUAGCCAAUCCAAAAUGAUGGUAUUGCAAAAACAGGGUUGGAUCCAGUGAUUCAUCAGCAAAAGGCACCGAUGGAUCUUUCCUAUGGUCCCAUCUGACCUGGGAAGCUUGAGUCCCUGGGCUGUGGAAAUUGCAUGGGCUAAUAGCCACCUGAGUGCGAUUGCGUGUGUGUGGAGGGUGCGAUACAGAGAGGGAAGAAGGGGAACAUAGGAAAGAUCUGUGAUCCCUGCAGUCAUGGAUCUUUGGAUACAUGCCAGCCUCUUGGGAGCAAUUUCAAAUUAUGUUCACUCUUCUCUGACUUGGAAGGCCUAUGAAACAAAUCAGUAAUUGCUAAGGUUGCAAUCCGUACACAGAGUUACACUAGAAUAAGUUCCAGGGACUUUGGCGUGACUUACUUUGAGGUAAAGACACUGAGGAUUAUGCUACAAGUACUUUCAAGUGCAACUGACCUGGAGAUUAAGUAGGCAGUAUAAAACUUUUCCUUUGAAUGAUGCUAUUUCCAGAUUGAAGAAACAAAAUCUCCGUAGGCCUGCUUUGUUUGGGGAGGGCAGACUGUAAGGUCUGAUGAUUGACACAUUUUGAAUGCCUUGCUCUCAAGCAGUAAAUUUAAAAAAAUAGCUCAAAAUAAUUUCAUUCAAGUAAAAGUCAGGGUUAUUUGGUACAGGAGGGAAAACAACAACAAUAAAGUCCUAAAGCUGAUGCAUUAUUUUGUUCCUCUUACAAGUGGCUGUGUGCUGUGGGCAGAACUGUUGAGGACUCAUUAAAUAUCUAGACUCCCUCAGUAUAGACUUGCUCCCUGUUAUAACAAGCCCAAGACUCUUAAUAGACUUAUUCUUUCCAUUGUAUAGAACUGACCGUUUGCACUGUUUUAUCUUGUACCACUGUGAGAGGUUGUGGUUGCUUGUGCUUUUCAUCCUAUAUUUCUUCUGGAAGGUAAUGUUAGUAUUUUAUUUAUGACCAAGCAGUUGUUAGGGUCAUAGUGACCCCUUUCCAAUGUGUUCAUUUUUUGUGUAUUGGGGGGGGGAUAUUUUUAAACGAGAAUGAAAUUUCUACUUCAAAAGCAGAGCAAAAAGUUUGAAUGGAGUAAGAUGGCAACUUGCAACUGCUUGAGAGAAUAGCCCACUGUCUUCAUCAGAAUGGGUUCAUUAUCAUGAUUUUAGCACUUGUUCCAUCAUCCAGAAUCUUAAUUUAAAGUCUUUCAUUGCUAAAUCUUUUUACUGACUUAUUCUGUAAUCCAAAAAAGCAAUGUUCAGGUAAUACAUGUAAAAUGUGUUCAAUUUUAUACAG